This is a messenger RNA of Necator americanus (New World hookworm), 1521 nucleotides long. RefSeq lists its product as uncharacterized. Gene Ontology annotation, cellular component: endoplasmic reticulum; nucleus. The record is from RefSeq and is a predicted model, not a curated record. Bases 1 to 1521 code for a protein of 506 amino acids. Gene Ontology annotation, molecular function: ubiquitin binding. The transcript is spliced from 14 exons. NCBI's taxonomy places the organism in Eukaryota, Metazoa, Nematoda, Chromadorea, Rhabditida, Ancylostomatidae.
AUGGAACUAUUACCAGACCAAGCCGAGAAACUCAGGCAGUUUCAAGAAGUAACUAAUGUGGUAGAGCGAGACCUAGCGGCGGCCAGACUGGAAUCAGUAGGUUGGAAUUUGGAACAAGCAAUUGAGUCUUAUUUAUGUGGUGAUGGAAUUGUGUCGGACGAUGUUGAAGUGCUACCUCCGCCCGCAAAAAAUCAUCGUCGUGAGCUACCUGAGGUUGAAGAAGCUAGUCCUGAUGCAGAUGAUUUGGAGCUAAUAGGAUUUUCGAACAGUCGUAAGUCUCGUCAACACGGUCGCCUAACUCCACACGAACUUGACGCUGAUGAUCCUUCCGUUGUUGACAUGGAUUUAUCUCGACCAUCUUCUUCGGUCGUUGUGCCAUUGCAACGUACACGUAACGGUCACCCACCACAGGAAGAUUUUGGCAUGUCUGACGAUGAUGAACCGUAUCCAAUACAUGAUCAGGACGAUAUCGAAUGCACCGAUAGGAACUUGAUUACUCGUAAUAAUCUCCCGCUGAUUCCAACGGAGUGUGGUAGUGUUACAGAGGCUCUGCAUAAUUUUGUUGUCGUUUUUGAGUCCAGAUUUUCCGGCAUUGGAUGUCAUAUACCGUCUUUCUUCACUGGUUCGCUCCCUGAAGCUAUUAAGGAGGCUUUUGAAGCACCUGGGGGUAUAUCUGAACGUCGUCCGCUCGCUUUGUAUAUUCAUCAUGACGGCAGCAUUGCGGCCAAUAUUUUCCCAUCAAAGGUUCUGUGCAGUGAUGCUGUCUGUAACUUGUUAAGAUGUCAGUAUAUUCUUUGGCCAUGGGAUGUUACUCAUAAGGAAAACGAAGUAAAACUCCGAGAGUGGUUAGAAAUGGUUGGCAUGGCAGAUACUCGCCGGUCACUUGAAUCUAUGGUGUAUGAUAAGGAAAAAUUCCCACUUCUUGUCAUAAUAGCUAAGGAUCGCGGUUCCUACAACGUUGUCGACAUCUGUGCUGGUAUGGAUAGUGCGGAUAUUGUGAUGGAGAAACUAAUGGCUGGCAUAGACGCUUACUCCACGAUACGGAAUACGGAAAAAGCUGAGGAAGCAGCUCGCUUGGAGAGAGAACGAAUUCGGCAAGAACAAGCUCACGAGUAUGAAAUGUCACUAGCGGCAGAUAAGGCUCGAAUGCAAGCCAAGGAGCGCGAGUUGCGAGAACAGCGAGAGGAGGAAGAAAGAAGAUUACGAGAGGCCGAAGAGUCAGAGAUGAAGCGACAGUUAUUGGCCAGUCAGUUGCCGGACGAACCACCGGAGAGUGAGCGAGGAGCGAUCAUGGUGAAAUUCCGCUUACCUGGUAGCGAGCAGGUUAUGCGUCGCUUUCGGUCAUCGGAACGGUUAGCUGUUUUGAUCAAGUUUCUUGGUGCAAAGGGCUAUUCAGCAAACGAUUACCGAUUCUUCAACUCCGACUUCCCGAAAAAAGACGUUACAACACUGGACGAAUCGAAGACAUUUUCCGAGUUGAAUUGGCCUGUAAGAGAACAGAUAUUCGUUGAAGAACGCUGA